AUGAAUAAAAUCUCACAGGUUCGAAAAAGAGAGAGGCCAAAAUUGCAUGGCUACACGCAAACACGCCUACCGAACGGCCCACGGAGCCCAGACACAGUCUCGCUCUCGCGUUUCCACACAGAAAUAGGCGCGCCCUUUUCCAUUUCAUUUCGAAAUAGCCACGGCCAAAAUAUUCCAUCUCCCACUCCCAGUUCCUCACCCAAUUCCCCUUCUCACCAAAUGCCGGCGGAACCCAAGCCCCCCGCGAAGCCAUGGCCGCCGGCGACCUCCACCUCCACCUCCCGUACCAAGACCACAACCAGGCCCUUCAUCGCCGCCGCAAGCUUCGAAGACGACGACGACGACUUCCAUAUCCCUCCCCCCGCCAGCCGCCCCCGUCCCUUGAAGCCCUCCUCCAACGGCGCCGUCUCGCGCCACCUCCGUAAGAAGCUACAGCUGCCGUCACCCUACUCCGGUAAGGAGAACCGCCCCGUUGCCAGUUCCACCGAGAGUGUUGUUACAGUGGCCGCGGCGGCUGCCGAAACCCUAGCGGGCCGUUCGAGGGUUGGUACCGGCACGCGCCGCGUACCGGAGGGCAACGAAGUGACGAGUGGAGGAAUUUGCGGCAUAUCGAGGUCCCAUUCCGAUGGCCCCAAGUUAGGCGCUGCUGAGAAGACAGGAUUGGGCGGAUACGACGGUUGCAACGGAAGUUCCAGUAGCUUCCCCAAUUCGAGAGAAUCGAGUGUUUUGGAGUCAGGCGAAACAUGUAAUUUGGGGAGUUGGCACUCUGAAGAGGCGGAUGGGGUAUCCAGGGCUUGUAAUGCGGUUACUGAGGAGAGGGUGGUGGUGGGGAGAUCUGGUUCAUGGCUCCAUAGCUCUGUCUCUGAUGAAGGGAAUGUGGAUAUAGAAGCUGAGAUUGCAUCUCGAUCCGAGACCCAAAAGAAUGAGCGGAGUGGAUUUGAAGUUCAUGACGGCAAUUGCCCCUCAUGUUCUAUAGUAUCAGAGCUUUUAGUCCCGGAUUCAAAAUACGAUUUUGGAGGUGCAGAUUGCAAAUACUUCCAAGAGCCUGGAUUAGGAAUCUCUAGCUUGGUUUCUGAAGAGAGAAAAGUUGCUGUAGAAGAUGCUGCUACUCUCAGUCCUGAGACCAGGGAGAAGAAAUCAAGCUCUACUGCAGAUUGUGUAGAGUAUCUAUCCUCGAAUUCAGUUGAAUCGGUGCUUCUGGAAUCAUGUACGACCCAUCAUGUUGAACAGGACGAUUGUGAUAAUUUUGAGAUUGGAACCCAGCUUAAUGAGCUCAUAAACCUGUGCAUGGAGGAUCAGGUGCAUAGUCAUCGUAACAGCAGGGCAUCUCCUGUUGAAGGGAAUAAAAUGGAUUCUGGGGGGUUUGAGUCAGUUUAUAAAGUGCAGUGCCCAUUAUGUGGGUCAGAUAUUUCUGAUCUGAGUGAGGAGCUCCAGCUAGCACAUACUAACAAUUGCCUCGACGAAGAUGAACCUGCUAAGGAAUCUAAUCCUAAUCAUGAAAGAGGACCUUGUGAUGGAGAAAAUAUUGAGAACAAGUGUGUUGUAGAAUGGUUAAGGAACCUGGGGCUAUCUAAAUAUGAGGAAAUUUUUACCAAAGAAGAAGUUGACUGGGAGACCUUGCAGUGGCUCACAGAAGAGGAUCUUCUUGGUAUGGGAAUUACUUCCCUUGGACCCAGAAAGAAAAUUAUCCAUGCCCUUGGUGAAUUAAGGAGGAAAAAUGACAAUGCUAAUGACACAGAAGCAGAUGUGUUAAUUUCUGAAAAUACUAAAAGGACUAAAGGUCCAAUGAGCGGGAAUAAAUUAAUUACGGAAUUCUUUCGGUGUUCCUCAUCUGAUCAGAAACAGAGAGACCACAAAGUCCAGAAACCAUCUAAUUUAAAUAACCAGAAAAAUUCUAGUGCCAAGGUGGCUACUAGCAGAAGUCGUACUCGAAAAUCAAAGGUUAAAGAUACACCUCUUUGGUGUUGUAUCCCAGGAACACCUUUUCGAGUGGAUGCAUUUCGCUACUUACGAGGAGAUUGCUGUCACUGGUUUUUGACACACUUCCAUCUAGACCAUUACCAAGGCUUGACUAAGAGCUUUUGUCAUGGGAAGAUAUACUGUACCUCAAUAACAGCAAACCUUGUACACCAUAAGAUUGGUGUCCCAUGGGAUAGAAUGCAUGUAUUGCCACUGAACAAAAGGAUUACUGUUGCUGGUAUUAAUUUGACAUGUUUUGAUGCCAACCAUUGCCCUGGAUCAAUAAUCAUCCUUUUUGAGCCUCCCAAUGGUAAGGCUGUUCUGCACACUGGAGACUUCCGAUUUUCUUCCGAGAUGGCCAACAAUUCUGUUUUGCAGUCUUCUCACAUCCACACUCUAAUACUUGACACGACCUACUGUAAUCCACGAUAUGACUUCCCAAGUCAAGGGAUUGUAAUACAAUUUGUCAUUGAGGCCAUACAAGCAGAAGCUUUUAAUCCAAAAACACUGUUUUUGAUUGGCAGCUACACAAUUGGAAAAGAAAGACUGUUUACGGAGGUUGCCCGUUUGCUUCAGAAGAAAAUAUAUGUUGGAGCUGCAAAGCUGCAAAUAUUAAAGCACUUGGAGCUUCCUCAGGAAAUCAUGCCCUGGUUGACAGCCAAUGAAGCUGAAAGUCACAUACAUGUUGUCCCCAUGUGGACUCUAGCAAGCUUCAAACGAUUGAAACAUUUAUCGAGUCAAUAUGCUGACCGGUAUGACCUCAUUGUGGCAUUUUGUCCUACUGGUUGGUCAUUUGGUAAAGGGAGGAAAAAGACACCAGGCAGAAGGUGGCAACAAGGGACAAUCAUCAGAUAUGAAGUACCGUACAGUGAGCACAGUAGCUUCACAGAACUCCGAGAAUUUGUCCGGUUCAUAUCACCAGAGCAUAUAGUUCCCAGUGUAAACAAUGAUGGCCCUGAGAGUGCAGAUGCUAUGCUGGCCCAACUGUUAAAUGACUAG
Molecule: messenger RNA, 2958 nt
Organism: Triticum turgidum subsp. durum (durum wheat)
Lineage: Eukaryota; Viridiplantae; Streptophyta; Magnoliopsida; Poales; Poaceae
Source: the annotation of a GenBank genome assembly